GCCAUGGAGACCCAUUCCAUGGAGCUCUCUACGUACUGUUGUUGUGCUAAUCUGAAGGGCACACCAAGUUUGGAGGUCUUCAGCUAUUGACUCUGCAGACAGUUGAAGCAGUUUGCAUGCAUAGGGGCUUGAUUAUAUAUAUCUGUGUCCAUGGAGGGGAUUGGAACACCUGAAUCACAUGAUUUGGAGGGUGGGCCCAAUACUUUUGGCAAUAUAGUGCCACAUUGGGUCUCGCAUUUAGGAAUAUGUUCUAAAGCAGGGAACACAUCAUCUAUACCCCGGAGAUAAGAA
Messenger RNA from Staurois parvus, 291 nucleotides. Lineage: Eukaryota; Metazoa; Chordata; Amphibia; Anura; Ranidae. The record is from the annotation of a GenBank genome assembly.